Molecule: messenger RNA, 894 nt
Organism: Morchella sextelata
Lineage: Eukaryota; Fungi; Ascomycota; Pezizomycetes; Pezizales; Morchellaceae
Exons: 5
Coding region: 1-894 (297 amino acids)
Biological process (GO): fatty acid catabolic process
Molecular function (GO): 2,4-dienoyl-CoA reductase (NADPH) activity
Source: RefSeq, a predicted model, not a curated record
AUGGCACCACCACCGCUCAUGUCGCCCGUCUGGGCGCCCAACAUCUUCGAAGGCAAAGUCGUCCUCUGCACCGGCGGCGCCGGCGACAUCUGCUCCGCGCAAGUCAGCGCGCUCGUCGCCCUCGGCGCCAACGCUACCAUCAUCGGCCGCAACCCCUCAAAGACCCACGCCCGCGCCGCCGAGAUCGCGGCCCUGCGCGAGGGCGCAAAGUGUAUCGGCAUUGUCGUGGACGUGCGCGAUGCUGCGGCGAUGGAGCGGGCGGUGGAGCGUACGGUGGAAGAGUUGGGGGGUGUGGAUUAUGUUAUCUGCGGAGCCGCCGGCAACUUCCUCGCAACCACCACCAACCUCUCGGCCAACGCCUUCAAGGCCGUCAUGGACAUCGACGUGCUCGGCUCCUACAACACCGUCAAGGCCGCGCUGCCGGAGCUGAAGCGCACACGGGGCAAGAUCCUCUUCGUGAGCGCGACACUGCACUACACCGGCCUGCCCUACCAGGCGCAUGUCAGCGCCGCAAAGGCGGCCAUCGAUGCGCUCAGCCAGGUGCUGUGUGUGGAGCUUGGCCCGUGGGGGGUGACUUCGAACUGUAUAGCCCCCGGCCCCAUCGCCAACACGGCCGGCAUGUCACGCCUCAGCCGGCCGGACGCCCUCGCGGCGGCGGCGCGCGCGAUACCGCUGCAGCGCUUCGGCACGGUCAGCGAGAUCGCGGACGCAACGGUGUACCUGCUGAGCCCCGCGGGGGACUUUGUCAGCGGGACGACGCUGGUUGUUGAUGGUGGGGCGUGGCACCGGCAGGGCGCGGCGGGGAGCGGGGUGGAGUAUCCGGAGAGCGUGCUUACUGAGGGCGUGGUGGAGGGGGUGGAGGGGAGGGGGGGGGAGAGGGGGAGUAAGUUGUAG